Molecule: messenger RNA, 2613 nt
Organism: Monopterus albus (swamp eel)
Lineage: Eukaryota; Metazoa; Chordata; Actinopteri; Synbranchiformes; Synbranchidae
Product: perforin-1-like
Exons: 5
Coding region: 176-1747 (523 amino acids)
Biological process (GO): defense response to virus; T cell mediated cytotoxicity; immunological synapse formation
Cellular component (GO): membrane; membrane attack complex
Molecular function (GO): wide pore channel activity
Source: RefSeq, a predicted model, not a curated record
GAUUAAGACUUCAGUCGGUUCGUAGUUCAUCGUUUAUGGUGCCUUUGAUAGAGGGUAAACAGUUCAAAUCUAAGAAAGCUGUUCAGUAGGCAAUAGAGCUACAGCCUGACAACUCCUUAAAGAAGACAAAGGCACAAACUGAAGGGCGUUAACAUAAACACAUCGCAAGGUAACCAUGACAGCAGGAGGAUCUAAACAGAGCAACUUUGUUCUGCUUACAUUGGCUUUGCUAAUAAUGUUGGAGACCUGCAGUGUCCAGGCUUGCUGGACUGGCUCAGGGUCAGAGUGUGAGAAAGCGCCUUUCGUCCCAGGACACAACCUGGCCGGGGAGGGCUUUGAUGUGGUGCGGCUGCGUCGAACAGGGGCGUAUGUCAUCAAUGUCAAAGCCCAUCUGGCUGAUAAUCACAGCUGUACACUGUGUCGGAACCGCUUCCAAGGAGGACAGAUUCAGAAGCUCCCUGUAGCGGUGCUUGACUGGCGUCCCUUCAGCCACUGCAGUAAGCAGCUUUCUAGUGCCCUCCAUCACUCUGUGGACUCCCUUCUGCGCAGCUCCAACUCCCUGGUUAACAACAACUGGGGUCUUGGUUUGAAUCUUGAUAGUAUUGGCAAAGCGGUGCUGGGAGGAAGCCGCUCAGAUUUGGCAAAAUUUGCUCGUUCGCAGCACAGCGUAGAUAAAGCCACAUUUGCCAUCCAUGAAAUCAGCUGCACCUACUACAGCUACAGGCUGGCUGAUCAUCCCCAGUUGAGCGCAGAGUUCACAAAGCAUCUGAAGAGACUCCCACAGAGCUUAACCACAAGCCAGAACAGAGCCCUAUACAGACGGCUAAUAGACACCUAUGGAACACACUACAUACAUCAGGUCCAGCUUGGUGGUAAGGUGAAGCGAAUCACUGCCUUCAGGACCUGCCUGGCCACACUAAAGGGUUUCUCUGAGGCCGAGAUCAAAAACUGCCUUAACAUUGAGCUUCGAAUGGCUCUGGGUUUUCUCCCUGCCAAUGCAUCUUUCUCCAACAAGUGUGACAACAUCCUGAAAGGCAAUAUGACCAUGGGCUUCUAUCAAGGCUUCAUGACUCAUAAGAUCGAGGUUAUUGGAGGGGAGAGAUAUUUCCCAGAUAUCCUCUACCAUCAGGAACCAUCUGAAGCAUACCACAGCUGGAUGAACAGUCUCCACAACAGCCCUGAUGUAGUUUCUUAUGCUGUCUUCCCUCUGCAUCAGUUGGUGGAGGACUUGCAGAUCAGUGCUAAUCUGAGAAGCACUGUCACAGAAUAUAUUAAAGAAAACCAGCUUCAGGAGGACCUGCUUGGUUUCAAGAACUGCUCCCCGACUCCCAACUUGGAUCAUAACUGCUGUCCUUUAAGGGCUGGCAGAGGAACUCUUAGACUGGACAUCCACAGAGCUGCAGGUCUGAGGGCAGACACCUUUACUAAAACAGACGCCUACAUAAAGAUCUUCUACACCGGUAUAUACGAGGAGACUGAGACAGUGAUGGACAACAAUAACCCAGUGUGGAAUGCAACUUAUAACUUUGGUUCAGUUGAACUGGGCCAGGAUUUGAGGAUGGAAGUCUGGGACAGAGAUGUACUUUACAAUGACCUAGUGGGGAGAUGUGUGGUCUUUCCUGAGCGAGGAACUCACCGUCUAAGCUGUCAGCUCAACAGAGGAGUUCUCUAUUUCACCUACACCAUCAAAUGUGAUGCCCAUUUGACAGGUUUCAGAUGUGGACGGUACUCCCCCCGUGCUCAGUAGAUUAUUAGAUUACAAGGAUUACAUCCUUUACAUUACAGUGUUUAGAUUACAUGUAAUUUUAACAAUUUCUUUACACAUAAUGUUAAGUAUCAAAUCUGUUUGAUUCUCAGUCAUUUUGCUUGCAUUUUAAAUAGAAGCAUGUUUCAGCCUUUUUGCAUGCCAAACAAACUUGCCCCCGUUUUCUGAUAUACAAUGUCAUAAAUUCAUUUUCUAAACAUCUGUAGGAUUCCAUCCUCCUUGUAAUGCCUCAGUAUUAAGAAAAGCCAGUGACCGUUGCCACCACACCUUCUCCAUGCAUACCAAAAUAAAGAAAUUCUGAUUAGGCACAAGGUCAUUUACAGAUACAACCCUGAGCUGUGUUCAGCUUGAUGCAAUGUCGUAUUUUGAUAAUGCAUUGAUAUCCAAAAAGCCAAACACACACUUGAUACAUACAUACCAAUUUCUUACUCAUUCCAUGUAAACCAUAUACAGUAACAAAAGCAAUCAAGUAAUUCAGGAUUCCUAGAUUUGCAAUUUCAGCCUUUUGCUAUUCUUUGUUACUUUAACAUAAUUUAGAAAUCUUCUUUUAAUGCAUGUUUGGUGAAAUUGUAAUCACGUAUUAUUAUGACCUUUGUUUUGAGCUUCAUUUUUAAACAGCACUCUGCAAUCUCCCCUUCCCAUUCCUUACCCUUACACUGUAAAAAUAACUAAGAAACAAAAUUCCACAGACCUUGUUGUCAAACCUGGCAUUAAAAAGAUCCUUGACUAUUUUUUCCUUCUUACUGGCUGCUGCUCCUGCAGGCAUGAUCACACAAAUAUUUAUUCCAAUGUUUAUUAUUCAUUUCAAACAGGAACCUAAAAACAUACAAAUGAUACAAAUGACUUAG